Molecule: messenger RNA, 1290 nt
Organism: Sceloporus undulatus (fence lizard)
Lineage: Eukaryota; Metazoa; Chordata; Lepidosauria; Squamata; Phrynosomatidae
Gene: MMP20
Product: matrix metallopeptidase 20
Exons: 9
Coding region: 16-1290 (424 amino acids)
Biological process (GO): extracellular matrix organization; proteolysis; collagen catabolic process
Cellular component (GO): extracellular matrix
Molecular function (GO): zinc ion binding; metalloendopeptidase activity
Source: RefSeq, a predicted model, not a curated record
AGUGGUGGCAAUUCCAUGACAAAGAAAGUUCAGCAAAUGCAGGCAUUCUUUGGGUUACAAGUCACUGGGAAGCUAGACUAUAGCACCAUGGAUGUUAUAAGGAGGCCUCGAUGUGGUGUCCCUGAUAUAGCAAACUAUCGACUCUUCCCAGGAGAACCAAAAUGGAAAAAGAGUACAUUGACAUACAGAGUGAAAAAAUAUACCUCCAGUUUAAGUCAUUCAGAAGUGGACAAGGCUGUGGAGAUGGGUUUGAAAGCAUGGAGCACUGCUGCCCCUUUGAACUUUGUAAAGACAACGUCAGGAGAAGCAGAUAUCAUGAUCUCAUUUGAAAGUGGAGAUCAUGGAGAUUCCUACCCAUUUGAUGGGCCACGGGGGACUUUAGCACAUGCUUUUGCACCUGGGGAAGGACUGGGUGGUGACACCCAUUUUGACAACGCAGAAAAAUGGACAAUGGGAAUGAAUGGAUUUAAUUUAUUCACUGUUGCUGCUCAUGAAUUUGGCCAUGCACUGGGUCUUGCCCAUUCUACUGACCCAUCAGCACUGAUGUAUCCAACAUACAAAUAUCAACAUCCAUUUGGCUUCCAUCUUCCCAAAGAUGAUGUGAAAGGAAUCCAGUCACUGUAUGGUAAGAACAUUUUAAAAGUUUUUUCUCCCAAACCCUUCUUACCCCAAGUCCCACACCAGCCUGUACCAAAAGCACCAGCACCAACUAAUCCAGACCAUUGUGACUCCAGAUUUUCAUUCGAUGCUGUCACAAUGCUGGGAAGGGAACUUCUUUUCUUCAAGGAUAGGCUGUUCUGGAGAAGGCAGGCUCAACUGAAAGCCAGCGUCCAGCCACUCUCCAUUAGAAGCUCUUUCCCUCAACUCAUGUCCAAUGUAGAUGCCGCUUAUGAAGUGCCUGAGAAAGGAGUUGCUUAUUUCUUCAAAGGCCCUCAUUACUGGACAACUCGUGGUUUCCAAAUACAAGGUCCUCCACGAACCAUUGCAGACUUUGGGUUUCCUGGGAAUAUACUACACAUUGAUGCAGCUGUCCACCUGAGGGAUGAAAAGAAGACACUCUUCUUUGUAGAAGAUGAAUAUUACAGCUAUGAUGAAGUAAAAAGGAAAAUGGAGAAGGAUUUCCCAAAGAGUAUUGAGGAUGAGUUCUCAGGAAUCAAUGGCAGAAUAGACGCGGCUGUAGAAGUGAAUGGAUUUAUUUACUUCUUUUCUGGUCCUAAAGCCUAUAAAUAUGACAGAGAAAAGGAAGAUGUUGUUCAUAUUGUGAAAUCCAGCUCCUGGGUGGGUUGCUGA